Messenger RNA from Ordospora colligata OC4, 255 nucleotides. RefSeq lists its product as uncharacterized. NCBI's taxonomy places the organism in Eukaryota, Fungi, Microsporidia, Ordosporidae. The transcript has a single exon. The record is from RefSeq and is a predicted model, not a curated record. Bases 1 to 255 code for a protein of 84 amino acids.
AUGACGGGUGAUUGGACUGGAACGGAGGAUGGUCUUGAGGACAUGCCAGCAAUAAAGAGGAUUCCAUUGAGUGUUUGUCUGUGGAUGGAUAGAUGUGUAGAAAGGAUGCCAACAAUCGUCAAGAAGGCAGUAUGUGGUGGAUACAACUUGAUUUCUAUGGGACACUGUCUAUUCUGUGCGUCUGUUCCUUUUGUGUAUGUUUAUCAGAGAGAGAUGGCAAGUGCAGGGCACUCGAUUCUUAGUACAAUUGAAUGA